AUGUCCGCCUCCGUCUACAGUCUCCCAGCGCUUCCAUACGCUUACGACGCCCUCGAGCCUAGCAUCUCCGCCCAGAUCAUGGAGCUUCACCACUCCAAGCAUCACCAGACUUACGUCAAUAAUCUUAACGCCGCCCUCAGAUCGUACGCGACCGCGAGCUCAUCCGGAGAUAUCGCUGGUCAGAUCGCCCUCCAAGGAGCCAUCAAGUUCAACGGAGGCGGUCAUAUAAAUCACUCGCUCUUUUGGGAGAACCUGGCCCCGGCCUCGUCCUCCGAGGCCGGGGAUCCCCAGGGCAGUGCGCCUACCCUGAUCAAAGAAAUCGCUCGGACUUGGGGGGGCCUCCAGGAGUUUAAGACGGCAUUCACGAAAGUGCUUCUCGGACUGCAGGGCUCAGGGUGGGGCUGGAUGGUGCGAGACGGUUCACAACUACGUAUUAUCACGACCAAGGACCAGGACCCAGUCGUAGGCGGCGAGGUUCCCAUUCUUGCUAUAGAUUUCUGGGAGCACGCAUACUAUCUUCAGUAUCUUAAUGGCAAGGCGGCUUACAUCGAGAACAUCUGGAACGUCAUCAACUGGAAGACCGCCGAGGCACGUUUUAACGGCGGAAGCGAUGACGCGUUUCGUGUACUCAAGUCGUCAAUGUAG
Molecule: messenger RNA, 645 nt
Organism: Purpureocillium lilacinum
Lineage: Eukaryota; Fungi; Ascomycota; Sordariomycetes; Hypocreales; Ophiocordycipitaceae
Product: superoxide dismutase [Mn], mitochondrial
Biological process (GO): superoxide metabolic process
Cellular component (GO): mitochondrion
Molecular function (GO): superoxide dismutase activity; metal ion binding
Source: RefSeq, a predicted model, not a curated record